This is a messenger RNA of Melospiza melodia melodia, 4504 nucleotides long. Its product is annotated as calcium and integrin-binding family member 2-like. Gene Ontology annotation, biological process: calcium ion homeostasis. The transcript has 14 exons. Gene Ontology annotation, molecular function: long-chain fatty acid-CoA ligase activity; calcium ion binding; magnesium ion binding. NCBI's taxonomy places the organism in Eukaryota, Metazoa, Chordata, Aves, Passeriformes, Passerellidae. The record is from RefSeq and is a predicted model, not a curated record. Bases 89 to 2185 code for a protein of 698 amino acids. Gene Ontology annotation, cellular component: cell periphery; cytoplasm; endoplasmic reticulum.
GUUUCUUUGGUUCUCCAAGUAGCUCAUUUAUGCCUGAUCUGCACAGCUUUUCAGCAUAUUUGUGACCAGCUUUGCAGGGUUUGUCAGCAUGCUUAACAGUGGAGAGAUCCUCACAACACAACUGCAGACUGAAAAUGCAAGGAAUGUUUCAGGAAGCUGUGAAAAUGGAACCUUUACAGAUGCAGAGACUGUCUGCAGGGAUCUGCUGCCUCAUUUGGAGGAGACCCAGGGUGAAGGCAUAGAGCCAGCAGAGUCUCUGUGGACUUCUUUUGCUGAUGGCAGAGUCAGACUGAGAAUAGAUAACUCAUGCCCACAGACUCCCAUAACGGUUCAUCAGAUGUUCAAGGAGAGCCUGGAAAAAUAUGGAUCCCUUAAUGCUUUGGCCAGCAAAAAGAAUGGAAAAUGGGAGAAAAUAACUUUUUCGGAAUAUUACUGCCUCUCUAGGAAAGCAGCCAAGAGCUUCUUGAAGCUUGGUCUUGAACGAUUCCAUAGCGUAGCAAUCCUUGGAUUUAAUUCUCCAGAAUGGUUCAUCUCAGCUGUUGGAGCUGUUUUUGCUGGAGGAAUUGUCACAGGGAUAUAUACAACCAAUUCUCCAGAGGCCUGUCACUACAUUGCCCAUGACAGCAAAACUGAUAUCAUGGUUGUGGAAAAUCAGAAACAGCUGGACAAGAUAAUGCAGAUCUGGAAUCGGUUGCCCCACUUGAAGGCCGUGGUGCUUUAUAAGGACUCCAUUGCAGAGAGACACCCAAAUUUGUACACGAUGGAAGAGUUUCUGGAGCUGGGAGGUGAUGUCUCUGACAGUACUUUGGAUGACAUUAUUAACUCCCAAAAGCCCAAUCAGUGCUGUGUUCUGAUCUACACCUCUGGAACAACGGGGAAGCCAAAAGGAGCCAUGCUGAGCCAUGACAAUAUAACUUGGACAUCAGCCCAUUGCAGCAAAGCAGGAGGUAUGCAACCUGCAGAGGUCCAGCAGGAGUCUAUAGUCAGUUAUCUCCCACUCAGCCACAUAGCUGCACAGAUCUAUGACCUGUGGACUGGAAUCAAAUGGGGAGAGCAAGUUUACUUUGCUGAGCCAGAUGCUCUAAAGGGCAGCUUGAUCAAUACACUAAAAGAAGUGCAGCCAACAUCUCACAUGGGAGUUCCCCGAGUAUGGGAGAAAAUCAUGGAGAAGUUAAAGGAUGCUUCUGCUCAGUCAGGAUUUCUGAAGAAGAAAAUGCUUUCCUGGGCUAUGUCACUUAGCUUGGAGAGGAACCUGAAUGGCUCAAACAGCAGCGAUCUAAAGCAGCUCUGGACAAGAUUAGCAGACUACUUAGUGCUUGCAAAAAUCCGCAGUGCACUGGGGCUCUCCUCCUGUCAGAAGCACUUUUCUGGUGCUGCUCCUCUCAAUACAGAAACACUGUAUUUCUUCUUGGGUCUGAACAUCACCCUGUAUGAGGCCUAUGGGAUGAGUGAGACCACAGGCCCACAUUGCCUGUCUGGGCCUUACAUUUACAGGCAGCACAGCUGUGGUAAACCAGCACCUGGAUGCAGAGUGAAACUGGUGGACAAAGAUUCAGAAGGCAAUGGAGAAAUCUGUUUCUGGGGAAGGACUGUUUUCAUGGGUUAUUUAAAUAUGGAAGACAGAACAAAAGAAGCCUUUGAUGAGGAGGGGUGGCUGCAUUCUGGAGAUUUAGGAAAGCUAGACAAGGAUGGCUUUCUCUAUGUCACUGGAAGAAUUAAAGAUUUAAUUAUUACAGCUGGAGGUGAAAACGUGCCUCCAAUUCCAAUUGAAGAUGCUGUUAAAAAAGAACUUCCAAUUGUUAGUAAUGCUAUGGUGAUUGGAGAUAAGAAGAAGUUUUUGUCUAUGUUCCUGACCCUAAAGAGUGUGCUGGACCCAGAUACAUCUGAUCCUACUGACAUUCUCACAGAGCAAGCCAGAAACUUCUGCCAGAGGAGUGGCAGUAAAGCCACCAAAGUGUCCGAGAUUGUAGCCACAAGAGACGAGGCGAUCUACAGAGCCAUCCAGGAGGGAAUCGACAGAGUCAACAGCACUGCUACCAACAGGGUUCACUGCAUUCAGAAAUGGAUCGUCCUGCCAAGAGAUUUUUCCAUUUCUGGGGGAGAACUAGGUCCCACAAUGAAGCUGAAGCGUCUUGCUGUGCUCGAGAAAUACCGAAAUGAAGUAGACUCCUUCUAUAAAGAAUAAAAAGUGUUUCCUCCAAGCAUUAAGAAAGAUCUGUGAACAAAAGGAAGUAUUUUCUCAUCAAAAGUAUUAACAAAGAUUUAUGCUUUAAGUUUGUAGUCUGUUGAACCAAACCACUAGAAAGCUGCUGAUUUAAUUGUUCCUGAUACUCACCUGAUCAUUUGUUCUUUUUACAGAAGCAUUUUUCUGCAGUGUGUCCAUUCUCCAAUACUGCUUUUACUUUAUGACCUUAAUGACUAAAACAUCUUUCUGUUGUAUAAAGCAGAUAUGACUAACUCUUCUAGAUUGAAACAUAACAAGUUUUUAUAUAGUCUUCCAUUUUUCUUUUUUUUUUCUUUUGUUCUACAGGAUGUUUCCUGCAGCUCAUGAUAUAUUUUGCUAGAUAGCAGUACUGCUUAAUGAAACUGUCAUACCACUCUAGUGAUAAUUAUAUAAAAAAAAAAUAAUUAAAAAAUCAAAAGGGCUGGGAUUUUUUUCCCUUCCCAGAGAACACUUUCUUGUUCACUAACAUAUUUCAGAACCUGAAGACAUUCUUGUUUCUGUAAUGCCUAGAAUUCAGACUUCUGUGAACAUAGCAGUUCGCUUCUUAAGUCCAUGUUGGAAUAAGUAUUGCUAUUUCUCAUAAAAAGAAAUAAUCAGAAGUAGGGCAAUAGUUUCCUAAGACUGAAAGGCACAAAGGAAUAACUACAGGAGCUCUCACAUUAAAAUGCUAUUACAGAAACUUCUUUAAAAUUGUUUACAGUGCUAUUCUUUGAGCAGUGUUUGUCAAAUGUGUAGCUGCAUGUUUCAGUAUUCACAUUGCACUAAUUCUGACAAAUGUGGGCUACAUUUCUUCUUACCCAUAUGCAAAAUAAAUCCUAUUAUGAGAAGGGAAUGCUUGGCACGAAGUUCUCUAAAGGGUGUGCUGAAAGUGAUCUCUGGCAGACAGCUCUAGUAGCUCACACAGGCAGGGCAGACCACAGCCCGUUAUUGAGACAAAGAAAUGAUGCAGAACAGGAUAAGGUUUCCAUAAAAGUUCCAUUACCAAUCUCACACAUCUUACAGACCUAAGAUUUGUUGCAAGUACCAAUAAUCAACUCAAUAUAUAAGACAAAACAGCACCCUAGGAUUAUAAAAACAAAGCGAGCAAUAGGACUUUGAAAAGUUUAUUCUUCCCCAUCUUGUGCGCAAUGGUAAUUCAGAAUUUCUUUAACAAUAUUAAUCUGAAGGAAACAAGGAAGCAGCAGCUGGGAAAACACAGAAAGAAAUGUUGCCCUAUUCACAAAAAGCUGAGUGUGGGAGGAAUAAAUCUCCUCCAGCAUGUUGUUAGACUGUAUAAAAAAGCUGGGAUGCUUACUUCAGAGAGUGACACCAGAAGUUGUUACUCCUUAGUUGUUUUACUUCUGAAACAACCAGCUGUAAACAGUCAUACUAGCUAUUACUGCACUUAGUUACUUUCUAUUAAUAAAAUGAAGCUGUAAGAAGCCUGCUUCUGGCAGGAGGGGUAAUCCUGUGCUAUACUAACAAGUAUGAAAAUACAUAUUUACUUGUCAGGUGCAGGAAUGGAAGCAAUACCUUGAUAGUUACAGAUCAGAAUGACUCAAGUGACAAUCUGCAUCUGAUGGGGAGGGGAAGGGAGGGCAAUGAGUUGCUUUUGCACCUAUUAAGCUUAGUAAGCAAGGAAAAAAUAGAUUCAGAUCCCCUUGAAUAGGGAUGAAAUGUAUUUCUGGAACAUAGGCACCAGAGCCAAACCGCUGAUCUGUCUUAAUCCAUUUAGGACUUGUCUCUUACAUUCAGAGUUUCUAGAAUAAAAUUACUGGUCAAUACAGCACGACACACUGAACAGACUGUGCAGAAACUACAACACAAAAAGCAUUCUAGCCGAAGUCAUGAAAUAUUUAGUGUAAAUUUGCAAAGUUAAUACUUUCCUCUCACAAUAUAUGGUGGAAGUAAUUUUGUACUGUUUGCUUUCAUUAGAACUCUAUUGUAAAGUGUGUUUCAGAGAGGAAAACUUGUAAGAAUUAUUUUGGUAUAUAGAUUUGAAAAAUAAUUUCAGCAUUAAUUUUCACCCCUUGGUAAUGGUUGUAAAUUUGUUUAAAAUACAGAAAUAGAAUAAAUCUCUAGAAUUUAGUAUUUCUUAAUUCAUGCCUUUUGUGGGCAGGGCUGUAUUUCAUUAAUCACCAGAGUAUUAAAGUGGUUUUCUUGUUGCUUCUAACACAAAAUUGCUAUUUUAAGUUAUUUCAUACCCGUUUCUGUGCGUGAAGAUCAUCUUGUGCUACUCUUAAGCUGAAAACCUAUGUUUUUAAUUUCAACAAGAUCAAUAAAGUAGGUUUUAAACAUUAA